This is a messenger RNA of Lithohypha guttulata, 1137 nucleotides long. RefSeq lists its product as uncharacterized. The transcript has a single exon. The coding region runs from base 1 to 1137 and encodes 378 amino acids. The record is from RefSeq and is a predicted model, not a curated record. Lineage: Eukaryota; Fungi; Ascomycota; Eurotiomycetes; Chaetothyriales; Trichomeriaceae.
AUGGGACGUACAGACGAAGGCUUGGAACAUGAAAAACACGUACACCAGAAUACAAACUCUCAAGAUCAGUCAUUGAAUAUCCGAUCUGGACACGAAUAUGGCAAUACUGUUGUCCAGGGAAAUGCAACAGCUCAUUUCGGCGACGUUGUUGAGUACCAUUAUCAUGCCUCGCGAGAAGGCCCACCGGCUAUAGAGAUCCUUGUGCGCUCACUGUCAUUUCCUCGCAUGAGUGCUCGUCUACAGAACGUGGCAGAUGCCUCACCUACAACUUGUGAGUGGCUGUUCAGAACCAAGCAAUAUACAGACUGGCUAGACGAUCGUCGCCUCUCUGUCCACCAUGGCUUCUUCUGGAUAAAGGGCAAGCCGGGAACCGGGAAGUCAACCAUUAUGAAGAAAACAGUCGAUUGGAUCGAGAUGGAAAGGGCCGACCAGCUUCGAAUCUCCUAUUUCUUCAAUGCGCGAUCGGCGCAUCCCCUAGAGAAAUCCACUCUGGGACUCUACCGCUCCGUCAUACAUCAACUGCUGACAGUUUAUACCAACUUGCACCAGCCAUUUGUCUCGAUGUUCCAGAGCAAAAUAGACGAAGAUCUCAAGGUUCAUGAUGCUUGGACAGAGAUUGAGCUGCAAAAUUUCUUGACCAGGAACGUUGCAGCACUUCCUGCUCUUAUGCUCUUCAUCGACGCAUUGGACGAAGGAAACGAUUUGGAAGUCGCGGCAAUGGUAACAUAUCUCGAAGAACUUAUCAGCCGUGCUACCGCAGCAAACGUACCACUUCGUAUUUGCCUCUCGAGUCGCCACUAUCCGCAUAUCGUCGUUCGACAUGGGCUGACGAUAGUACUGGAAGCUGAACCGGGCCAUGCUCAGGACGUGCAGCUUUAUAUCGACAAUAUCCUGCCAAAGGUAGAUAACCAAAUUCUGAAAGAUCUACGCACAAAAAUUCUCGAUCGGUCCCAGGGUAUCUUUCUCUGGGUUGUCCUAGUACUUCCGAUGCUGAUGCAUGUUCACAGGCAAGGCAAGAGCAUUAAAGCCAUGCAUAACGCUCUCGAUCAGGUUCCGAAUGGUAUCAAUGAACUGUUUGCGUCAAUAUUGAGCAGAGACCUCGAAGAUAUUGACGAAUGUCUGGUUCUACUUCGAUAG